CAUUAUCUUUAUAUUUCAGAUCGUCUAGAAAAAUUAGAACAACACGUGAAAGAUAUUGAUAUGAAAUUUAAUGAAAUACUUAUCUGGGCAAAUGAUAAACAGAACGGAUUCCUUCGGGACAUUGGUGAAUUUGUAAAGAAGACGCUGAGCGCAGAGAAAAAAGAAAGAAAGAAAUUUGUUUUAAACAUAAAUGAAAAAGUUUUGGAACAGAAGGACGUCAUAGAAGAGUUCAAAGUUGCAAUUAACAAUACUAUAGAUACACGUUUCCAAGAUAUUACUGUUAAGCAAUUGGAAUAUGAAGACACCAUUGAAUGGUUCAAAGUUGCGAUUAACAAUACUAUAAACAACCGUUUCCAAGACAUGGCUGCUAGUCAAGUGGAAUAUGAAGAAACCAUUGAAUUCUUUAAAGUUGCAAUUAACAAUACUUUUGGCACAAGGUUCCAAAAUCUCACUGCUAAGCAAGUCAAAGACAGGGAUGAAAUAAUGGAGACUUUGAAUGAAGUGAAAAAGGAAACAGCAAGUUUCAUCAAAACAAUUUUUAACAAUAUCUCUACAUUUGAAAAUGAGCUAAUGAAAGAUGUUAAUGGACGAUUCGAUAGUUUUAAGAAAGUAAAUAAUACCAUCCAACGCAUUUCCUCAGAUCUUGAUUUAGUUAACCAAAGGGUAGAGAAGACCAGAAAUAUGGUAGACACACUUGGGAAAGUGGUGGAAGAUGGCCAAGUGCGAUUAGUCAAUGGGUUAAACAAAUAUGAAGGGAGACUGGAAGUAUGGCAUGAUUGGUCUUGGGGAACAGUAUGCGAUGAUGGGUUUGAUUUGCAGUCAGCAAGUGUUGUUUGUAAGAUGCUGAAUUAUCAACAGACCAAUCCUGUUGUAUUCAAUUCCGCGUUCUUCGGCGCUGGGACAUUACCAAUACAUUUAGACGGCGUUUCAUGUUUUGGAUAUGAAACAAGCUUAUCUCAAUGUCUGCAUAAUGGUUGGGGGAAAGAAGAUUGUGUUCACUCUGAAGAUGUUGGCAUAUCAUGUACACCAGUUCGAUUGGUAAACGGAUCAAAUGAACAUGAGGGGAGACUGGAAGUAUGGAAUAAUGGGACUUGGGGAACAGUGUGCGAUGAUUAUUUUGAUGUGUUAUCGGCCAGUGUUGUUUGUAGGAUGCUGAAUUAUCCACACACGAAUCCUCUGGUAUUUCGAUCCGCACAUUUUGGUGCUGGUUCAUUACCAAUACAGCUUGAUAAUGUUAAAUGUAAGGGAAAUGAAACAAUGCUUUCUGAAUGUUCGCAUUAUGGUUGGGGAAAACAUAAUUGUGAUCAUGAUGACGAUGUUGGCAUAUCUUGUUCAUCAGUACGAUUGGUCAAUGGGUCAAAUCAGUAUGAAGGGAGACUAGAAGUAUGGCAUAAUGGUACUUGGGGAACAGUAUGCGAUGAUGGGUUUAAAAAGCUGUCAGCAAGUGUUGUUUGUAAAAUGCUGCAUUACGCACAGGCUGAUCCUGUGGUGUUUAGGUCCAAUUAUUUCAGCACCUUACCAAGACAUUUAGACAAUGUAGAAUGUACGGGAUCUGAAACAAUAUUAUCUCAAUGCUCCCAUAAUGGCUGGGGACAACAUAAUUGUGGUCAUAGUGAAGUCGUCAGCAUAUCAUGUACACCAGUUCGAUUGGUCAAUGGGUCCAAUGAAUAUGAAGGGAGAUUGGAAGUAUGGCAUGAUGGUUCUUGGGGAACAGUAUGUGAUGAUGAGUUUGAUACGCUGUCAGCAAGUGUUGUUUGCAAGAUGCUGGGUUAUCCACAGGCAAAUCCUAUGGUAUUUCGAUCAGCAUUCUUCGGCGCCGGAACAACACCAAUACAUUUAGAAAAUGUUAAGUGUACGGGAACUGAAACAAGCCUAUCUCAAUGUUCGUAUAAUGACUUGGGAGAAAAUACUUGUUCACAUAGUGACAAUGUUGGUAUAUCAUGUCCACCAGUUCGAUUGGUUAACGGGUCGCAUCAAUAUGAAGGGAGACUUGAAGUAUGGCAUGAUGGGUCUUGGGGGACAGUAUGCGAUGAUUAUUCUAAUGUGCAUUUGGCAAGUGUUGUUUGUAGGAUGCUGAAUUAUCCGCAGACGAAUCCUCUGGUAUUCCCUGUAGCACGUUUCGGCGCUGGGACAUUACCAAUACAAUUAGACGAUGUUAAGUGUAAGGGAACUGAAACAAGCUUAUCUCUGUGUCUGCAUAACAAAUGGGGAGAACAUAAUUGUGAUCACAAUGAAGAUGUUAGUGUAUCAUGUCCACCAGUUCGAUUGGUUUCCGGGUCAAAUGAGUAUGAAGGGAGACUGGAGGUAUGGCAUGAUGGGUCUUGGGGAACAGUAUGUGAUGACAGUUUUACUGUACGAUCAGCAAGUGUCGCGUGUAGGAUGCUACAUUAUCCACAAAAUGAUGCUCUGGUAUUCGGGUCCGCACACUUCGGUGCUGGUACAUUACCUAUUCAUUUAGACGAUGUCAUAUGUUCGGGAGAUGAAACAAGCUUAUCUCAAUGUCUGCAUAAUGAUUGGGGUAAACAUAAUUGUGGUCAUUCUGAAGAUGUUGGAUUAUCGUGCUCACAAGUUAUUCGAUUGGUCAAUGGGUCACAUCAAUAUGAAGGGAGACUUGAA
This is a messenger RNA of Ruditapes philippinarum (Manila clam), 2616 nucleotides long. Its product is annotated as deleted in malignant brain tumors 1 protein-like. Gene Ontology annotation, cellular component: membrane. The record is from RefSeq and is a predicted model, not a curated record. Lineage: Eukaryota; Metazoa; Mollusca; Bivalvia; Venerida; Veneridae.